AUGAAGUUCUCCCUCAUCAUCACCAUCGUCAUCACACUGGCCAUCGGCUCUCAGGCUGCCAGCCUGGUCAAGCGAGAAAGUUCUCAAAUUCCUCCCGAGCUUGAAAAGAUCGGCAGUUACUUCCAGAACUUCAUCCAAAACCUUAAAACCCUUGAUUCCCCUGAGCUGGCCAACCAGGCCAGAGCUUACAUUGAUGAGAGCAAAGCUCAGCUCCAGCCCGUGGUUGAGAAGCUCCAGGAGCAGCUGAAGCCCCUCUCCACCAACAUCGAGGAGAAGAUCGAGCCCCUGGCUGCCUCCGUCCGUGCUCACAUCUCCCCCUACACCAACCUGCUCCAGAGCCAGGUCGAGGACCUUCUCAAGUUCGUGGUUGAUCAGACCAAGGCCAUCCUGCCCCCUCAGUAA
Neoarius graeffei (lesser salmon catfish) is the source of this 402-nucleotide messenger RNA. Its product is annotated as type-4 ice-structuring protein LS-12-like. The transcript has 3 exons. The coding region runs from base 1 to 402 and encodes 133 amino acids. NCBI's taxonomy places the organism in Eukaryota, Metazoa, Chordata, Actinopteri, Siluriformes, Ariidae. Gene Ontology annotation, molecular function: lipid binding. Gene Ontology annotation, cellular component: extracellular region. Gene Ontology annotation, biological process: lipid transport; lipoprotein metabolic process. The record is from RefSeq and is a predicted model, not a curated record.